This is a messenger RNA of Rasamsonia emersonii CBS 393.64, 1548 nucleotides long. Its product is annotated as Protein disulfide-isomerase. Gene Ontology annotation, cellular component: endoplasmic reticulum. The transcript has 4 exons. Bases 1 to 1548 code for a protein of 515 amino acids. Gene Ontology annotation, molecular function: protein disulfide isomerase activity. Lineage: Eukaryota; Fungi; Ascomycota; Eurotiomycetes; Eurotiales; Trichocomaceae. Gene Ontology annotation, biological process: protein folding; response to endoplasmic reticulum stress. The record is from RefSeq and is a predicted model, not a curated record.
AUGCGGUCUUUUGCUUCUCUGGCUCUGGCCCUCCUGGGUGCCACAUCAGUGGCCUCAGCUGCCGACGCAGAAUCCGAUGUCGUGUCUUUGACUAAGGACACGUUCUCUGAUUUCAUUAAGGAGCAUGAUCUGGUCCUUGCAGAGUUCUUCGCGCCUUGGUGUGGUCAUUGCAAGGCUCUCGCUCCUGAAUACGAGGUGGCUGCGACCGAGUUGAAGGAGAAGAACAUCCCGCUUGUUAAGGUCGACUGCACGGAGGAGACGGAUCUCUGCCAUGAAUAUGGCGUCGAGGGCUAUCCCACCCUGAAGAUCUUCCGCGGCCUGGACAACAUCAAGCCCUAUGCCGGUGCCCGUAAAUCCGGAGCAAUUGUAUCGUACAUGGUCAAGCAGUCUCUCCCCGCAGUAUCCUCGGUGACUGAGGAGAAUCUCGAAGACUUCAAGACGAUGGACAAAGUUGUUAUUGUUGGAUACAUCUCUCCAGACGAUAAGAAGGCCAACGAGACCUUCACGUCCUUGGCGGAAUCACAAAGGGACACCUACCUCUUUGGUGCAAGCAACGAUGCUGCUCUGGCCAAGGCCGAGGGCGUCAAGCAGCCUUCUAUUGUGCUCUACAAGGAGUUUGACGAGAAGAAGGCCGUAUAUGAUGGGAAAUUCGACCAAGACUCUAUCCUCAGCUGGGUCAAAACGGCAAGCACACCACUGGUUGGUGAGAUUGGCCCCGAGACUUACUCUGGAUACAUUUCGGCUGGUAUUCCCUUGGCCUACAUUUUCGCCGAAACCCCAGAGGAGCGUGAGCAGUUCGCCGCCGACUUCAAGCCCAUUGCCGAGAAGCACCGGGGUGCUAUCAACAUUGCCACUAUCGAUGCGAAAGCGUUCGGUGCUCAUGCCGGUAAUCUCAACCUUGACCCUUCUAAAUUCCCCGCCUUUGCCAUUCAGGAUCCGCAGAAGAACCUGAAAUACCCCUGGGAUCAAUCCAAGGAGGUUAAUGCCAAGGAAAUCGCCAAGUUCGUGCAGGAUGUCUUGGAUGGCAAGGUUGAGCCUAGCAUCAAAUCCGAGCCUAUCCCGGAGACCCAGGAAGGUCCUGUCACCGUGGUCGUUGCGAACUCCUACCAGGAUCUCGUCAUCAACAAUGACAAAGAUGUCCUCCUUGAGUUCUAUGCUCCUUGGUGUGGACACUGCAAGGCACUCGCUCCCAAGUACGAGGAGCUCGCCAAGCUCUACGCCGACCCUGAGCUUGCCUCCAAGGUCACGGUGGCCAAGAUCGACGCUACUGCGAAUGACAUUCCCGACGCGAUCCAGGGCUUCCCUACCAUUAAGCUCUUCCCCGCUGGCGCGAAGGACUCGCCAAUUGAGUACGCCGGGUCGAGGACUGUUGAAGACCUGGCCAACUUCAUCAAGGAGAAGGGUACUUACAAGGUCGACGCAUUCGCUGCUGGGGCCAAGAAGCCCGAGGAAGGCGGCGACGUGACCGCCCCUGCUUCCGUCCCGACUGAGACCAAGACUGCCGCCCCGUCGGCAAGUGAGGAAGCCAAGGAACACGAUGAGUUGUGA